AUGACUCGUAUCAGUACCAUACGUUGUAGUACCACUAUCAUUGGGGUGGGUACAGGAUAUUCGAAUGAUCCUGUGACUCCUAUUUUAAAAAAGUACAAGGGAAGACAAAGGUAUCAUCGUCAGCAAGGCGGUGGGUUUCUGAGGAAGAGAAGACCAUUUAAGAACCGUUCUACUCGCUGACGCACCCAUAAAUGAUGGAGACGUUGAAGUAAACACAUCAUCUGUAGCGAGAUGGCCGCGAAAACAAGCCGCUAUCAAUCCUAAUCUCAACCUAUUCACGAUUCCACCUACGAGUCUUUCUACUGCCAGUUACAGGUACGUCAAAGUACCACCUCAAACAGUGAGUAUUACUCCGAUUCACGUUUACAUAGAAAGACAAUCGGAUUACAUUGAUCUGGAGCGAAGUUUUGUGAAAUUGUAUUUGGGAUUCAAGACAACGGGAAAUGCCAAUCUCACUUCACGCAAUGACACUGUGAAUCGCAUGACAACUCCAGCCAAUAACCUGGCGCACACACUCUUCAAACAAGUCAAUUUCCGAGCUAAUGGCACCUUUCUCACAGGACAAGAGGACACGUACCAUCUCAAAGCCUACAUACAGACGGUGUUGAAUUAUGACAGAGAUGACGGAGAGACCAUUCUUCAACCCACAGUUUGGAGGAAUGAAAUCGAUUUGCCC
This is a messenger RNA of Pocillopora meandrina, 676 nucleotides long. The record is from the annotation of a GenBank genome assembly. Lineage: Eukaryota; Metazoa; Cnidaria; Anthozoa; Scleractinia; Pocilloporidae.